Cordyceps militaris CM01 is the source of this 1326-nucleotide messenger RNA. Its product is annotated as DUF895 domain membrane protein. Lineage: Eukaryota; Fungi; Ascomycota; Sordariomycetes; Hypocreales; Cordycipitaceae. The coding region runs from base 1 to 1326 and encodes 441 amino acids. The record is from RefSeq and is a predicted model, not a curated record. The transcript has 6 exons.
AUGGCCUCCGAGUCGAUCCAAGUGAAAUGGUAUCGAUCAACCUUCUUCAACAUUACAAUCCUCGGGCUAUGCAACUUUGCAGCGCCCGGCAUAUGGGGUGCCAUGAACUCCCUGGGCGCCGGAGGAGCCCAGAAGCCGUACCUGGUUAACACGGCCAACGCGCUGACCUUUUGUCUCAUGGUGGUCUCUUGUCUCUUUUCCAGUGCCUUGGUCCGCCUGAUUGGUAUCAAGGGCGCCUUGAUCUUUGGAACCAUCGGAUAUGCACCGUACGCCGCGGGCCUGUACACCAACAACCGCUUCGGCAUUGAAUGGUUCACGAUUCUCGGGGCCGCGCUGUGCGGCAUCUCGGCCGGCGUCUUCUGGAUGGCCGAGGCCGCCAUCGCCAUCGCCUACCCGGAGCCGUGGAACAAGGGCAAGGCGCUCGGCUACUGGCUCACGUUUCGCGUCAGCGGGCAGAUCCUGGGCGGCGCCAUCAACCUGGGCCUCAACGCGUCGCGCAGCGAGGCCGGAAAGGUGUCGCACACGGUGUACCUCGUCUUCAUCGCCCUGCAGUGCCUCGCGCCCGUGGCCGCGCUCUUCCUGACGAGGCCGGAAAAGCUGCAGCGUCAGGACGGGAAAAAGGUCGAGCUCGGCAUCUUCAACAAUCCUUGGUUCGAGAUCAAAGCGACCGUCAAACUCUUCUUUUCUCCAAAGUUCUUGCUUCUGUUGCUGCUGAUUGGACAGGCUGUAUUUGCGGAAGCUGUGUUUUUUACCUACCUCUCGUGUAUUGUCGCUGCGAUUGGCGGCAACCUCCUCGGGUAUUGGCUUGACAGGACCGACAUCCCACUCAAAUUGAGAGCCAGAUCUAGUUUCUGGACUAUCCUUACUCUGCAAGGAGCAUGGUGGACUUGGGCGACGGUGCUUUCGACACAGUAUCGCCGCACGCAGCCGACCUACGACUGGACAAGCUCUGGCUUCGGAGCCGGCUUCGCCGUCUAUAUUUUCCUACUACUCGGCUUUCAGUUGAACUACAUGUUUCUGUACUUUAUUAUCCAAAAUUUGGCGGAGAAUCAAGAGCAGGUUAUUCGCUACUCGGCCUUGCUCCGUGGCACUGAAUCUGCCUGGCAGGCAGUAAGCUACGGCUUGGGCGCCAUCGAGGUCAUGGCACAGGUGGGAAGCAUCUACUUGAAUUUCGGUCUCUGGGCAGCUUCGAUUAUCCCGGCUUGGUUCGUUUUGCGCCACAUUGGUGUGACAAAGGCGGGCGACAGUGACGAUUCCGAGCAGGUGAGCAUCAGCGAGCCUGGUGACGUCAAGGUUGCUGGAGAUGUGGCUGUUGAUCGUGUAUAA